Molecule: messenger RNA, 1269 nt
Organism: Olea europaea var. sylvestris
Lineage: Eukaryota; Viridiplantae; Streptophyta; Magnoliopsida; Lamiales; Oleaceae
Exons: 3
Coding region: 1-1269 (422 amino acids)
Molecular function (GO): zinc ion binding
Source: RefSeq, a predicted model, not a curated record
AUGAAUUAUGUUAAAACUUGGAGGUCGAGGGAAAGAACUUUGAAACUAAUCAGGGAGGAUCCAACAGAGUCAUUUCAGCAGCUACCAAGCUACUUUUAUAUGCUUGAACAAACAAAUUCUGGAACGGUGACAAAGUUGGAAGUCGAUGGUCACAAUAGAUUCAAGUAUUGUUUCAUGGCACUUGGUGCAUCGAUUGAAGGAUGGGUCCACUGUAGGCCUGUAAUAGUUGUGGAUGGCACGUACCAGAAUGGGCACUACGGAGGCACUCUAUUUACAUCUUGCACACAGGAUGCUAAUAACAGUAUCUUUGUGCUUGCAUUCAGUGUUGGGGAUAACGAAAAUGAUGCAUCUUGGACAUGGUUUUUAGAAAACCUUAAGGGUGCUUAUGGUAAUAGGGAAGGACAUUGUCUUGUAUUAGAUAGGCAUAACAGUAUAAAGACUGCAGUCGAACAGGUGUAUCCGGGUACAAGCCAUGGAAUUUAUACGUAUCAUUUUCUACAAAACUUGAAAUCACACUUUGGUAAAUCAGGUCACAAUAUAACGCCACCAUUCAAUCUGGCUGUUCAUACAUACACUUUGUCAGAUUUCGAGUACAAUAAGCAACAGUUGGACACAAUCAACAAGAAGAUUAGAGUCACAAAAGUAGUGAAGAACUAUCCUAUUAUAGCGUUGUUGGAUUCAUUGCAACAAACAAUACAAUCUUGGUUUUUUAAGAACAAAGACACGACAUAUGACACAUUCACAAAGUUGUCCACUAAGUACGAGAAAAUGAUGAGAGAAAUGAGCACAUCUUUGAGGAACACAAGGAUGACGAUCAUAUUUGUUACAUUACAUCAUAUACAUAUAUAUGUGACUUGGUGGAAUAUCCAGUAUGGAUCAUCAUUUGUCGUUGAUAUAGAGAAACGAACUUGCACAUGUCGGAUGCUUCAAGUUGAUCAGAUGCCAUGUCCACAUGCAUUGGUUGUAAUAGCAACAACUAAACGGGAUCCAUACGAUUAUUGUUCGUACUUCUACACCCGUGAAGCGUACAUAAAUGCAUACCAAAACAUAGUAUACCCAGUGAGGAAUCCAAAUGAGUGGAUUGUGGCCCCGAAAGUUGAAGACGUAAUUGUCCUAGCACCUAAUCAGAAAAGGAGCUCAGGUAGACCUACUGAAAAGAGGAGAAGAUCGUGCAUUAAGGGGAAACAAACGGUGAAAUGUGGAUGUUGUGAAGGUAGUGGUCACAAUCACAGGACAUGCAACAACCUGCUUCCAUUAGCGAAAAAAUAA